AUGAUGACUUUCUGUUUCACUGGUAUUCGAAGCCUUCCUAAGUUUUGGAAGAGCAACCCAUACCUUAGCGUAGGCCCAGGACACUCUUAUUUCUCUCUCUUUCUCAAAGACUAUUGUGGCAUCAGGAACCAACAGAAGUGGUUUUCUCUUAAAACGGUGUCUCCACAAAAUACUAAAGCAGUGAAUCUUCUGAUUGCCAAGGCCAGAUAUCUCAGGAAAGGAGAUGAAGGCAGUAAUCAAGUUUCUUCUGAUUCCCAUCUUUUUGCUGCUGGAGCAGCUAAGAAGAGAUCACAGAUGAAUACUCAUAGGGAAGAUCAUGGCUUGCCACCUGUGAGGAACACUAUGCAACUUCCAACAAGACCUCUGAAUUCAGAAGAGUGGGAUAAAUUGAAGGAAGAUUUCAAAGGAAAGGCUAAUUUUGAAAGUUGGAUCAUUUCACAAAUGGCUCACUGCCAUAGCUCUAUAGAUGUGGCCAAAUCUCUGUUAGCCUGGGUAGCUGCAAAAAACAAUGGUAUUGUAGGCUAUGAUUUGCUGGUCAAGUAUUUGUAUCUCUGCGUCUUUCAUAAACAUAUAUCAGAAGUUAUUGAUGUCUAUGAAAUCAUGAAAGCCAGAUACAAGAGGUUAGAACCUGGAGGAUAUACUCUUCUCAUCCAAGGAUUAAUCCACUCAGACAGAUGGAAAGAGGCCUUGCUGCUGUUAGAGGAUAUCAAAAAAGUCAUGAUUCCUUCAAAAAAGAACUACAAUGAUUGUAUCGAGGGAGCCCUCCUUCACCAAGAUGUAAACCUAGCGUGGAAUUUGUAUCAGGAAUUGUUGGGUCAUAAUCUUAUUCCUAUGUUGAAAACUUUAAAAGCAUUCUUUGAUUUUGGAAAAAACAUAAAAGAUGAUCAGUAUUCAAACAAGCUAUUUGACAUUCUUUUGUAUCUAAGAAAUAAUCAUCUAUAUCCUGGGGAAUCAUUUGCACACAGUAUAAAAACAUGGUUUGAGAGUGUUCCUGGGGAACAAUGGAAAGGACAGUUCACAACAAUCCAGGGAAGUGGUCAGUGUUCGGGCUGUGGAAAAACCAUAGAGUCUCUUCACCUGAGUCCAGAAGAGUAUGAAUUUCUCAAGGAAAAAAUCAUGAGGGAUGUGAUAGAUGGAGGUGAUCAAUACAAAAAGACAACCCCUCAGGAACUUGAGAGAUUUCAGAACUUUGUAAAAUGCUGUCCUCCUUUUGAUAUCGUCAUCGAUGGGCUCAAUGUUGCCAAAACAUUUCCUAAAGCUCGUGAAUCUCAAGUUCUCUUGCAUGUGGUCUCUCAACUAGCCAAGCAGAAUCUGCAGCUGCUGGUCUUGGGCCGAAAGCACAUGCUAACACAGCACUCCAGGUGGAGAAAGGAUGAGAUGAAAGAGGUGCAGAAGCAAGCCAGCUGCUUCUUUGCUGACAACAUCUCGGCAGACGACCCAUUCCUUCUGUAUGCCACGCUGCACUCGGGGAACCACUGCAAGUUUAUCACAAAAGAUCUGAUGCGGGACCACAAGGCCUGUCUACAUGAUGCCAAGACCCAGCGCCUCUUCUUUAAGUGGCAGCAGGGCCAUCAGCUAGCAAUCAUUAAUAGGCUUCCAGGAUCAAAAAUAACCUUUCAGCAUAUCCCCAGUUAUGACACAGUGGUGCAAACAACUGGAGACUCAUGGCACAUACCAUAUGAUGAAGACUUGUUGGAAAGAUAUUCCUAUGAAGUGCCAACCAAAUGGCUGUGCCUUCACCGAAAGACAUAA
Puma concolor (puma) is the source of this 1752-nucleotide messenger RNA. It is a transcript of the gene PRORP, whose product is annotated as protein only RNase P catalytic subunit. Gene Ontology annotation, biological process: mitochondrial tRNA 5'-end processing; tRNA 5'-leader removal. Gene Ontology annotation, molecular function: ribonuclease P activity; protein binding. Gene Ontology annotation, cellular component: mitochondrion; mitochondrial ribonuclease P complex. The record is from RefSeq and is a predicted model, not a curated record. Lineage: Eukaryota; Metazoa; Chordata; Mammalia; Carnivora; Felidae.